Talpa occidentalis (Iberian mole) is the source of this 601-nucleotide messenger RNA. RefSeq names its product fatty acid-binding protein 5-like. The transcript is spliced from 2 exons. Gene Ontology annotation, cellular component: cytosol; nucleus. Gene Ontology annotation, biological process: fatty acid transport. The coding region runs from base 81 to 488 and encodes 135 amino acids. Lineage: Eukaryota; Metazoa; Chordata; Mammalia; Eulipotyphla; Talpidae. Gene Ontology annotation, molecular function: fatty acid binding. The record is from RefSeq and is a predicted model, not a curated record.
CUCCAGCGAUAGAAGAGGCCCCUCUCCCUGGCAGGCACGCCAGACUGUUCUCUUCUCACCCCCUCCGGCAUGUGCCCACCAUGGCUACCAUUCAGGAGCUGGUAGGAAGAUGGCGCUUGGUGAGCAGCAGCGGUUGUGAUGAAUUUAUGAAGAAACUAGGAGUGGGGAUGGCUCUGCGAAGAAUGCAAGAUUUGGCCAGACCAGACUGUAUCAUCGAUUUUGAUGGUAAAACCCUCACCAUAAAAUCCGAGAAUUCUUUGAGGACAGCACAGUUUUCAUGUAAACUGGGGGAGAGUUUUGAAGAAAAUACAGCGGAUGGCAGAAGAACUCAGACUGUCUGCAUUUUUAUAAACGGCACUUUGAUUCAAAGGCAGAAAUGGGAAGGGAAUGAAAGCACAAUAACGAGAAAACUAGAAGAUGGGAAAUUAGUGGAGAAAUAUGUCUUUAAUGAUGUCACCUGUACUGUGAUCUAUGAAAAAGUAGAAUAAAAAAUUAAAAUUCCAUCAUUUUGGACAGGAAUUAACUGCAAAUUCAAUGAACAAACCUCCAUACAGCCUUCCCUCCCCCUCCCCAUUACAGUAUUUAAUCUAUCACAAUUUUU